GAAGAUUUCUUAUCUGGGAUCUCUCUCUUUCUCUCUAAAAAACAAACACAGAACUCACUCUCUCUCUACAAAUUUUAAUUAAAAAUAAUUUUAACUCUUUUUGUGUUAAGAGAGAAAGAGAGAGAGAGAGAGAGAGUGGCCCAGCAGAUCAAAAUCUCCUCCUAGAUGACGAUCUAAGCUUUUUCAAUGGUGUUGAGAAAAUACCCACUUUCUUGUUUAUUGUAUAAUUAUUGUUUUUUCAGCUUUAUCUUGGGUUGAUAGUGUUCACUUUGGACUCAAUUUGUUUUACAUCAUGUUGAGUUUCUCCUCAAUUCAUUGAAUCUAUGGUGGAUUCUUCAAGGAGGGGUGAUUAGAGGAUGUGGGUCUGAGGAAUGGGAACAAAAGUCCAGUGUAAAAGCUAUUUGCCAGGAUAUUACCCAAUGAGGGAUCUUAAUCAGGAAUCUAACAGUUGUAGCUGGCCAUCUUAUUAUGGAGAUAAAACGUUGACAAAUGGGCAGUAUUACAGUGGUUUCUUGCCUAGGGCUGCUGCAGAGGCAUAUUCUGGGUAUGAAAAAAAUUUAGUUAGGCAGACAAUGCUUCAGCACGAGGCCGUUUUCAAGAAACAGGUGUUUGAACUUCAUCGGUUAUACCAAAUACAAAGGGACUUGAUGGAUGAAGUAAAAAGGAAAGAACAACAUAAGCAUCGGAUACCUGUCGAGACAUCAUAUUCGGCGAGCCCCUUGACCUCGCAAAUUACAUCUGAAGAUGCUCGGAAAUGGCAUAUCCCCAGCUUCCCUUUAGCGAACUCUGUUGUUGCAAGACCAUCAAUUUCAGGUGUUGAAGACAUUCAUUCUCCUUUAAGUUCCAUGAAAGGAAGCUGUACACAAGCUGUUCCCUUACCUUUCCAAAAUGGUGGUAGUUCAAAGGAUGUUGAGCUUCUGGAGUCCAGACCCACGAAGGUCAGGAGAAAGAUGAUUGAUCUUCAACUUCCAGCUGAUGAAUACAUCGACACUGAAGAUGGGGAACAGUUCAGGGAUGAAACAAUAUCUGGCUCUUCGAGUUAUCUUCCCAAUGGAAAUCAUAAAAUCACAUCUAAUAGUGGUGUCAAGCUGUUUGCUGGUGAUGGGGAGAAGUCUGGUUGCCAGCAAAAUGCUUCAAGAUCUGAUUCAUAUUUAAGAAGCACAAACAGUUUAGCUGACUUAAAUGAGCCUAUUCCAGUUGAAGAGACAAAUACUUCUGCUUAUUUUGAUCUUCUGAGCCAUGCCUCCUGUAAUGGGGAAAUUAAAGGUCAUGAACUGUCUACUAAAACAAUGCCACAGCUUCAAGGUUUGCCUAAGGAUUUUUCUCUGAACUCCCAUCAUGUAAGCAAUAAUGGGACCCCAAACAACAGAUAUAUAGAGAUUGAAAAUGGUAGAAGCUGGUUUUCUAAUGUGAUAGAAACAGGGCCCACUAAAAGUAACCUGAUGUCUGUUUCUCAAGGUCUUCAAUAUGAGAAGUCAUCUAUAUCUUCCCAGUCAACACAGGGUCUACUUAACAAAGCUCAUGAACCUCCUGUUUUUUUGCUAACUGAUCAAACCAAGGUGGAUCCAUGGAGAGAGAGGACAAUUCGUGGUUUUGAAAUUUCUGAAAGAAACCAUUCCAACAAUAACCAUCCCGAAUCUGGUGUAGCUUCUAAUAUACCCAGUUCCUAUUCAGUUGCUUCAUCUUCUGAUUUGUUCAACUCUUGGCCUCACUCAGUUUCAGCUUGGGAAAAGCCUUGUGGUAGCUUAAACCAGAAGUCAAUGUCAGUCCAGACACACCCAUAUUUGAAUUCAUCUGGUACCUUGAGUAGGAGUCCUCAGACUGCUGCUCAGACAUAUGGGAUUUUUGGAGACAGGUGGAAUCUUAACAGCAAUCCAAGACCAAACUCAAGUGUUGAAGGUGAAUUGCCUAACCGGAAUGGUUUUUACUAUGGGUCCUCAUCAGGAUCCAAGGAACAUAUGGUUCUAGCCCCUUCAGUCAGUUAUAAUCAUCUGAACUAUGGCCAUGAAAAUAAUGUUGCCUCUGAGCGUGUCAUCAACCAUGGUUCUGCAAAGUUCUACAAAGGUUCAAGUAGCGUGGAUAUGAAGUCUGCACAAGAUGGUAACUUGAAUGUGGUGCUUUCUAACAGCUCACAAGAGGCAGUUCCCCGCCAAAGCCUUGAAUUGAAAGAUGGAGGAAGGAAGAAUGAGGACUAUCUUGCCGUGCUGCCUUGGUUAAGAGCUAAGUCCUCUUGUAAGCAUGAGGCGACCGGUUCUGAGAGGGAUUUGAAUGUUGGGGACUUGAGUUUUUUGCGGCCUUCUUUGAAUCAGUCAGUGAAUAAAAAUGAACCUGGAAAUAACCAAAUAUUUACUCAGAAUUUGAAGUCAGGUUCAGAUUCCAAUAAUAUUGAGGCCAGUAGGGUUGAAAGAAGUGAAUUCUUGAGUGAUAGGAAAAUUCUUGGGUUUCCCCUUUUUGAAAAGUCUCAUACUUCUAAGAAUGAUUCUUCAUCUCUCACCUCCCCUUCUGUGUGCAUCCCUCCUCCAUCUGUAGUUGAAGUGGAAAAUAAUAGGAAAAAUAGAGUGCUUGAUAUUAACUUGCCUUGUGAUACUGCUGUUGCUGACUUGAGCCAAGAGAUUGCUGAUGAUGAACUGGUCAUAGAGAAGAAACCAGAAGCGAAGGUUGCCAGUUUCAGACAUCACAUUGAUCUGAACUCAUGUGUGAGUGAGGAUGAAGCUUCAUUGAUGCCAACUGUUCUGAGCACUGCUGUGAAGACUGGAGGGAUUGAUUUGGAAGCCCCAAUAGAUCUUGAGACUGAGGACGAUGUCAUGCAUGGAGCAGAAAAUCCACAAAAGUCACAGGAAGCACCUGUAGAAUUUCUGCAACCAAAAACUGAACUGUUGCAGGAUGAACUUGUCAGAGGAGCGGCUGAGGCAAUAGUUUCCAUCUCAUCAUCUGGUCCUUAUGAUCAUUUGGAUGAUGCCACUUGUAAUUCAUCUGAAGCUUCUGUGAAGGACCCUCUUAAUUGGUUUGUGGAGAUACUUGAGAUAGUUUCAUCUUGUGUAGAUGAUCUUGAAAGCAAGUUGGAUGCUGUUUGGAGAGGCAGAGAUGGCGAGACUAAUGAGGAAUCGUUAUCGGAAGAAAUUGAUUACUUUGAGUCCAUGACAUUGAAAUUGACAGAGACAAAGGAAGAAGAUUACAUGCCCAAGCCCCUGGUUCCAGAAGACUUCAAAGUGGAAGAAGCAGGAACCACCUUAUUACCAAAUCGGACUCGAAAGGGCCAGGCAAGAAGAGGGAGGCAGCGGAGGGACUUCCAAAGGGACAUCCUUCCAGGCCUUGCUUCUUUAUCAAGGCAUGAGGUGACAGAAGACCUUCAGACAUUUGGAGGACUGAUGAGAGCAACUGGUCACACGUGGCACUCAGGAUUGACAAGAAGGAACUCCACUAGAAGUGGGUGUGCAAGGGGGAGGCGGCGGUCUGUAGUAAGUCCCUCUCCUGUUGUGAUAGCUGGCACUUGCACUCCAUUGAUGCCACAACUUACUAAUAUUGAAGUGGGACUGGACGAUAGAAGCCUAACAGGGUGGGGGAAAACAACUAGACGACCUCGCCGGCAAAGAUGCCCUGCAGGUAAUCUGCCUCUCCCGAUGGCGUAAUAUGGGAAGUUGGCUUUUGUUUUAGUAGUUGAGCAUUUUAUAGAGGGAAGUAGGGAGUUGUUUCUAUGGGUUUUGGGGAGUGAGGUUAUUGUGAGGCAUGGGGAUUGUCUUUGUACAUUUCAUAGCCCAUAAUUUGGGUUCCCUUAAUUAUCUUGUCUUUGGAUGGUUACCAACUUUGUAUUAUUCAUAAAUAAUGUUGCAUGAUUUCUUCAGGGAUAUAUACCAACUUUGUUUUUUUAGGAAUGAUCUCUGAUUUAGAAGUAAUUUGUUCAUA
Molecule: messenger RNA, 3903 nt
Organism: Pistacia vera
Lineage: Eukaryota; Viridiplantae; Streptophyta; Magnoliopsida; Sapindales; Anacardiaceae
Exons: 4
Coding region: 372-3629 (1085 amino acids)
Source: RefSeq, a predicted model, not a curated record